GUAGUCAAAAGGUUUGGGAUUUUGCUACGGCUUUUCGGGUGCGGAAACUUUUCGGGACCCUCGAGAAACGGGCCCUGAACGUACACAUAGCUAGGAUUAAAUGAAGUUUCCAAUUUAUCAAAAAGAAAUAUAAAUUAUGAUAAUUGCUUGUAGAGUCUGUCCAUAGACGUUUUUUUUUUUUUUUUUUUUGUCAUUUAUUUUUCUUCUAGAGCGAUAGCAAAGCGCGAGAGCGACCAUGAAGGAGGCGAAAAAAGGUCUUUCCCUAGCCCCAACCCCCUUGCGUUUUGGCUCGUUCAUAUCCCCUGUGGUUAAUAUUUUGCUUCCGAUCUUGACAAACUAAAGACAAAAGAGGGUCUGUGGAUAGAUUAUAAAGGAGAAUAAACCUUGACUUCUGGGUCGAUUUUCGUACCAGACUUUCAUCAGAAUAUCUAAAGAUAGAAUGGUAUCUUAAUUGACCUAUUUUCUCUAAAGUUAGCUAAAGUCCUAUCAAGUCAGCGAGAGUUGAAUAAAAACCGCGCGGCAGACCAGGGAGGAAGGGCCAAGGCCAGAUUACCAGCCGCUGUACGGGAAAGGAGCCCGCGCUCCUCCCCCGAAAUCGUCAGAAAGCGGCGGAAAUCGAGCUUAGGAAGGACUAAACUAAGAAAAGUAGAGUUUAGAAAGGGGAGCAGAAGUGAGUAAGCAGUUUAAUGUACUUUAAGUUCGAUUACUGUACGAAAGAGUACAAAAAUUUGCGGAAACGUGUGAGCGUUCAUUGACACGGAUACAGUCCAAACAAAUUCGAAAGAGGAUAGGUAGGGAGUCCUUUAUUUCUUUCUCUCUAUAUCAUUAUUUUUAUUAUUCUCUUUAUUUAUUUUAUUUUUUAUGGGGUGUGUAAUGAAAUAAUGGAAUACAAACAAUAUAACUUCAAGUUACGAAUAAAUUAUAUUUUUUGUUCUGAUUUCUAUGUAGUGUUAUUUCAACAGUGGGAGAUUAUGGCGUACUGUGGUGGGAUGGGAGAGUGUGGUCGUCUAAAGCUAGAAAACUCAAGAACACCGCAUAGUUAUUGAGCGUUUAAACACUUAGAAGCUGUUUUAAAAUCAUUCAGACUAUUUAACGGACUCUGAUUGGUCGACUAUCUGUUUUGCAUGAACUGGCUCGAUCUAAAAAUGAUGACGUCAGGCGUAUAUAAAAGAAAUUGCAGGUAAAAUUAAAAAUUGACUGCUGUGUGAGAAUUGGAGAGAGUAUGAUUCAGUGUUAUCGGUUUAAUCCUUUUUAAAGAUCACUUUAUUGCGCGAGGCUUACAAGUAGCUGCUAUCUGGAUUCCAAAGGCAAGCAAGGCUUCCGCCGUCACGCUAUUCAGCGCUGUAAAACCGUUUGUGACUAAAGUAGUCUUGCGUGAUAUGAUGUAAAAUGUCACAAGGCCAUCAUCAGACAGUCGAAUCAUUCUACGGUAUCUGCAUUUGACAUCUCAUUGAUAGCUUUAUUGCAGCUUGGGUUCAGUUAAAUGUUAUGGCGUCCUUCCAGAAACAAGCGACACUUCUCAUAUUUCUCGGUGUUUUCUUUCUGACAUCAGCCAUCGCCGAGCGUGUCCUUGAUCAGGAUAAAAUCGACUGCUACCCUGAAGUUGGAAACCAAACUCUUUGCGAGGCUCGGGGAUGCACAUGGGAGCAAUCAGGCACUAAGGGGGUUCCGUGGUGCUUUUUUCCAAAAUCGUACCGAGGUGGAUACAAGAUUGAAGGCGAUGUGCGGGAAACACAACUAGGUUACCAAGCUACACUAAAAAGACGCUCUGCCAGUACCAUAUAUGGGCAAGACAUAGAUGAGGUCACACUUGAUGUAGAGUUCCAGACAAAUAACCGAGUCAGGUUUAAGCUCUAUGACUCCAAAACGCAGAGAUAUGAAGUACCAGUACCUAUGCCAAAGGCGAUGUCAAAAGCUUCAGAUCCGACGUACACAGUGGAGUUCAAAAACGAUCCUUUCUCUUUGAAAAUACUACGAAAAGACACCGAUGCUGUACUAUGGGACUCCUCUGUUGGUCCGUUCAUAUUUGAAGACCAGUUCAUACAGAUCUCGACCCAGCCCCCCUCGUCAUUUGUGUAUGGCUUUGGUGAACAGGAGCAUCAGACGUUUAAACACAACUUAUCAACCUGGGAGGUGCUUGCUAUCUUCACUAGAGACCAGUUUCCAUUUAAUGGAGGAAAUUUGUAUGGGCAUCAUCCUUUCUACACUUGUAUGGAGAAUGACGGCAAAUCUCAUGGAGUUUUUCUGAUGAACAGUAACGCAAUGGAUGUCGCCCUACAACCAAUGCCGGCCAUUACAUAUCGAACAAUCGGAGGAAUUCUUGAUUUCUACAUUUUCCUUGGUCCUUCCCCUGAGGACGUAGUCAAACAGUAUACUGAGGCUAUCGGUCGCACAUUUUUGCCUCCAUACUGGUCGUUAGGAUUCCAGCUGUCUCGUUGGGGUUACAACAAGAUUGAGACUGUGAAAGGCCUGGUAGAGAACAUGCGUAAAAAUGAUCUUCCACAGGAUGUGCAGUUUGGCGACAUUGACUACAUGAUCCGACAGAAAGACUUUACUUAUGAUCCUGUCAACUUCAAAGGUUUGCCUGAAUUUGUUCGCUCCAUCAAGAAGGACGGUUUGCGUUACAUCAUUAUACUGGACCCUGCUAUUGGAGCCAACGACACUGGUUAUCGUCCUUACGACUGGGGAAACGAACUUAACGUGUUCAUCAAAGAUGGCGACUCUAGAAAGAAUGAGAACCUUUUUGGAAAGGUUUGGCCGACAUUUGAAAACGUCACAGUUAACAGCAGCUUAGAUUGGGACGAGCAAACAAGGCUGUACCGUCAGUAUGCCACAUUUCCAGACUAUUUCCACCCAAACAUCAGUAAAUACUGGGGACAACUCAUCAGGGACUUUCACAACAUCAUUGAAUUCGACGGAUUGUGGAUCGAUAUGAACGAGCCUGCCAACUUUGUUCCUGGGAGUGUGAGUGGAUGCAGCAAAAACACGUGGGACUAUCCUCCUUAUAAACCAAGGAUUGUCGGGAAUAUCUUGGCGGAUAAGACUGUGUGUAUGAAUGCAAAACAAACCAACAGUCUACAUUACAACGUUCACAGCUUGUACGGCUGGAGUCAGACAUUGGUCACCCUGGACGCUGCCAGGCAAAGCACAGGAAAAAGGAGUCUGGUGAUUUCAAGAUCGACAUUCGCCAGUAGCGGAAAAUAUGCCGGUCAUUGGCUGGGAGACAACAAGGCAUCAUGGGACCAACUCCAUCCGUCAAUAGUUGGUAUGCUCGAGUUCAACCUCUUUGGCAUUCCCUACAUCGGAGCAGAUGUUUGCGGUUUCUUCGAUCAUCCGACACCAGAGAUGUGCCUACGGUGGACUCAACUUGGCGCCUUUUAUCCUUUCUUCAGAAACCACAAUGGAUUUGGAAACAAGGCGCAAGACCCUGCAGCAUUUGGUGAAGAAUUCGCAAACAAGGCGCGUAAAGUACUUCAGACACGUUACAGGUUGCUGCCAUUCCUGUACACGUUGUUUUAUGAGGCACAAAUGGAUGGCUCCACAGUGGUUCGACCUGUAAUGCAUGAGUUUGCAGAUGACAAAGACACUUGGGAAAUUGACAGGCAGUUUCUCUGGGGACCAUCCUUGCUUAUUUCACCAGUUUUAGAGGAGAGCAAGACGACUGUUGAUGCAUACUUCCCAGACGAUCGUUGGUAUGACUAUUACACGGGCAAAGAGAUGAGCACUCGUAAGGGUCACGUGCCUCUAGACGCUCCUCUUGAUCACAUUCCUCUUCAUGUUCGAGGCGGUUACAUUAUCCCAACCCAGGAACCUGCCAACAACACUGCUUUCAGUCGUAAGAAGCCCAUGGGUCUGAUUGUAGCGCUGGGAGAUGAAGGAGAAGCUUCAGGACAGCUUUUCUGGGAUGACGGAGAAUCUAUUGACACCGUCAAAAAUAGCAAAUACCUGCUGAUAAAGUUCUCUGCUGAUGAGUCUGGGCUGACAUUUUCCACGGAAAAGAAUGGUUACUCAGCUUCAGACCUUCCUAAAUGGGGCUCGGUAACGGUGUACGGGCUUGAUAAAGACGAUAUCAAAACACCGCUGAGUGUCGAUGGACAAGAUAUGCAAGAUAAAGCUACCUAUGACGGGGACACCAAGGUUUUGAACAUCACUGGUCUGUCACUCAGCAUCAACGAAGAACACCAGAUUAAAUGGGGCGUGAUUCCCCCAAAGGGGACUGGACACCAAGUAUAUCCGUUUGCCACCGAUGCCUGUCUUCUACUGCUGGCUAUUAUUGUGGCAUUCAUAGAGCACUGAACUUUCAAGUUGCUUUACGUACGUCUCACUGUGUGUUUUUGUUUGUUUGUUUUGUUUGUUUUGUUUUAUUUUACUGGAGAAGUAGAUUUUAUGAAUCUCUGAUCACGACGGUACACGCCUAGUUAGUUUAAUACCGAAACUCUCCGGAGAUAUCAUAGAAAUUAAUUAAUCCGUGAAGUGAAACGGACUCAUCCAUCCAAAGCAUACCUGCAAUUAGCAUGAUUGUCGCCUGUACUUUUGAUUGACAGCAGAUUAAACCUUUUAAGAGUCUUUCAAGUAAGAGCUUAUAUAGAGCAAUACUUUCAUACGCUGCUUUUUAUUAUACUGUUCAUGGUGGUUCUACUUCUGACGUCUCUGGCUGAUCUGUUGAGGUACUAUUAAGUAAUACUGCUGUUUUAUGUUUUACAAAGUGAGCUCCCACUGGAAGCCUUAGUGCGUGAUUAUUCAAAUAAAGGUUACAGAGCAGCAAUAUUAA
Orbicella faveolata is the source of this 4771-nucleotide messenger RNA. Its product is annotated as sucrase-isomaltase, intestinal-like. Gene Ontology annotation, molecular function: alpha-1,4-glucosidase activity; carbohydrate binding. Lineage: Eukaryota; Metazoa; Cnidaria; Anthozoa; Scleractinia; Merulinidae. Gene Ontology annotation, biological process: carbohydrate metabolic process. The record is from RefSeq and is a predicted model, not a curated record.